Messenger RNA from Lachnellula hyalina, 771 nucleotides. Its product is annotated as putative proteasome subunit alpha type-3. Gene Ontology annotation, biological process: ubiquitin-dependent protein catabolic process. The coding region runs from base 1 to 771 and encodes 256 amino acids. The transcript has 4 exons. The record is from RefSeq and is a predicted model, not a curated record. NCBI's taxonomy places the organism in Eukaryota, Fungi, Ascomycota, Leotiomycetes, Helotiales, Lachnaceae. Gene Ontology annotation, cellular component: nucleus; proteasome core complex, alpha-subunit complex; proteasome core complex.
AUGUCUAGAAGAUACGAUUCCAGAACGACUAUCUUCUCCCCAGAAGGACGUCUCUACCAAGUCGAAUAUGCCCUCGAGGCCAUCUCCCACGCUGGUACCGCACUGGGCAUAUUAGCAAAGGAUGGAAUUGUAUUGGCAGCAGAGAGAAAGGUCACCAGCAAGCUCCUGGAGCAGGAUACAUCCGCAGAGAAGCUGUACAUCUUGAACGACAACAUGAUCUGCGCAGUAGCAGGAAUGACCGCAGACGCCAAUAUCCUCAUCAACUACGCCCGCCAAGCCGCCCAACGCUACCUCCUCACCUACAACGAAGAUAUCCCCUGCGAGCAGCUCGUCCGUAGAUUAUGCGAUCUCAAGCAAGGUUACACGCAGCACGGUGGUCUACGCCCCUUUGGUGUAUCGUUCAUUUACGCCGGCUACGAUCCCCAGAGACAAUUCCAACUCUACCAGAGCAAUCCUAGCGGCAACUAUGGUGGAUGGAAGGCGACAAGUGUUGGUGCAAACAAUGCCAGUGCGCAAAGUCUGUUGAAGCAGGAUUAUAAGGAAGAUUGCGAUUUGAAGGAGGCGUGUGGUAUGGCUGUCAAGGUUUUGAGCAAGACGAUGGAUUCUACAAAGUUGAGCAGUGAGAAGAUUGAGUUUGCUACAGUAGGAAAGACGAAGGAUGGAAAGAUUUACCAUCACUUGUGGAGCGCGGAGGAAAUCAAUGCGUUAUUGAAGGAGCAUGACCUGGCUAAAGAUGAGACGGGACCGGAUGGAGAUCGCAUAAUCAGCUAG